This is a messenger RNA of Bombus pyrosoma, 3906 nucleotides long. RefSeq names its product rho-related BTB domain-containing protein 1 (gene RhoBTB). Bases 324 to 2537 code for a protein of 737 amino acids. Gene Ontology annotation, molecular function: GTPase activity; GTP binding; protein binding. The record is from RefSeq and is a predicted model, not a curated record. NCBI's taxonomy places the organism in Eukaryota, Metazoa, Arthropoda, Insecta, Hymenoptera, Apidae. Gene Ontology annotation, biological process: small GTPase-mediated signal transduction. The transcript is spliced from 15 exons.
GUGAUCGUUGACAAAACAUUGUUCUUGAUUUCUUCAUGUUGAAUUCGUAGUGAGUGUACCUCCGAAGACCUAGAGAUAAAAAAGAACACUGCCAGAUUUGAGAAUCGUUUGUCAAAUAAAUCAACCAUCUUCUAACUUGUUUCAGCAUCGUUAAGGGGAACAGACCGCCAGGAUCAACGCGGCGUCAUCUUUCACGGUGAAGAUCGGAUGUGGACAUUGUGCCAUUCGACUGACGAAACGGUAGCAACGGAGGAAAUCGCGAUUUCGAACGACCUGGCACGUGAGAGGAGGGCAUAUUGGAUGAACAGGGGAGAUUGUCGGUGAUGGACAAUGAGCAGCCGCAUCAGGAACUGGUCAAGUGCGUGGUCGUCGGCGAUACGGCAGUUGGAAAGACCAGGCUGAUCUGUGCGAGAGCCUGCAACAAACACGUGUCGCUGUCGCAACUCUUGACGACUCACGUGCCCACCGUCUGGGCCAUCGACCAGUAUAGAAUCUACAAGGACGUCCUAGAACGUUCCUGGGAAGUAGUCGAUAACGUGAAUGUUUCCCUGCGACUUUGGGACACGUUUGGCGACCACGAGAAGGAUCGACGUUUCGCGUACGGCAGAUCGGACGUUGUGCUACUAUGUUUCUCUAUAACAAAUCCCGUAUCUUUACGGAACUGCAAGGCGAUGUGGUACCCGGAAAUACGACGAUUCUGCCCACAGACUCCGGUACUGUUAGUAGGCUGCAAGAACGAUCUACGUUACAUGUACCGAGAUGAGACUUAUCUGAGCUAUUUCCGUGACCGCAGUCCGUUCGUGAGAGCUACGAGGAAGAGCGAUCUGGUAAUGCCUGAUCAAGCUCGAGCUGUUGCACGUGAGCUUGGUGUUUGCUAUUAUGAGACUAGCGUCUUUACAUAUUACGGUGUUAACGAAGUCUUCGAGAAUUCGAUACGCGCUGCCUUAAUCGCGCGUCGCCAACAACGAUUUUGGAUGACAAACUUGAAGAGAGUGCAAAGGCCUCUUCUUCAGGCACCGUUUUGUCCACCAAAACCUGUACCACCGGAAGUGUGUCUGGCGGCAAGCACUUACGAAGAAAACAUGAAAACGUUGUGGACAAAACCAGUUCACACUGAUGUGACUUUGAUAGCCGGAAACUGCACGUUUUCCGCUCACAGGUGUCUUUUAGCUGCAGCAUCGCCCGCGUUCCAUCGACUUUUCUCUAUGGAACUCGUUCAGGAACAAACACCUCGAAGCUCUAGCGAAUCUAGCAUGGUGAGUACAUUCGGCGAAGCAACGGUCGGUGACUUCAACGAUGACACCGAAUGCCUCAUUCGUAUCGAUCAAUCAAAACCUGCAAAAGUUUGGGAACAACUGAAGCGACGUUCAAGCUUCCAAGUACUGCCCACGGUGGACAACCAAAAGAAACCACCUGGAGCUACUAGAGAACUUAAUCAUCCUGCCUUCCAGAACAUCCGUGUAUGCUUGACUGAAAAUACAAAUGGAAUGCAGCAACCAACGACCGUGGUGACGCUGUCUAAACUGAUUACACCCCAGGCGAUGCAGCAGUGCUUGCAAUUCAUUUACAUGGGCAGCUUGGAUAAACGGUAUCACGAUCUACAAACAGCUCCUAUCGGGCUUCUACUGGAGAUUAGGCAGGCGGCGGAAUUCUUGGAGCUUCCGCAAUUAUUGAUGGUGCUUGGGACUUUACAAACAAGAGAUCAGUUUAAUAAUGAUCUUAAUAAUAGGUAUAAGCAAGUGGUGAGGCAACGUUUGGAAGACAUUUGUCUAGAACAAGGACUCUUCGCUGAUGUGAUAUUUGAACUAGACGAUGGAAGUGUUCCAGCCCACAAAGCGAUACUCACUGCCCGAUGUGAUGUAAUGAAGGCCAUGUUCUCCGGAGAUUUCCGCGAAAGUAGCGCAAAAGUGAUAGUGUUUCCCGGUGUACGCGAGUACACGUUCCACAAACUACUCUGCUAUCUCUAUACGGAUGAAGUGCCAGCAAUUUCCUCUGCCAGGUGCUUGAACCUCUUAGAAUUGGCAAAUCGUCUUUGUUUGCAACGACUGGUAAACUUGGUCGAGAGCAGAGUGAUCGAAGAUCUCGGGAGAUUGUCUCAGAACGAGGGAAACGAGGCCGUGGAGAACUGUCUGAGACUGCUGGAACCGUGCAAGUUGCAUAAUGCCGAUCAACUAGCUGACUGGUGUAUGAACCACUUGUGCGUCAAUUACAACAAGUUGUGCAAGAUGUCUCCGCGAAGCGUACGCCUUCUGCAUCCGGAGAACCAGGAAUAUUUGAACGAGCAUCGAUGGCCUCCAGUAUGGUAUUUAAAAGACUACGAUUACUACCAAAAAUGUUUGGCAGAACGUGACCGCGAAAAUAAUCCGACGUUGAAGAGAAAUCGCAAUCAGUCCGGUUGCUUAUGCUUCUCUGGUACAAGCAAAACCAGAAGAGAAAGUUCGAACGGUGGUGGAGGUACAGCAUCGUCGGCGAACAACGAUCCGCAAGCUGAACGACCCCUAUUCGACUCUAUAGAGUCAGGUGAACAGGUUGUAUGACAAGAGCCUAGCGGCUUACGCCGCUCAGUCCGAUUCAUUCUGGUCCUACCCGUGCUCAUGGUCUUCAUAUGCACCAUUUUUACUAUUUUGAUACUGCUACAGAUUUAUACUUAAGGAACGUUAAACACGAUCUAUGCACACUCGAAGAUGCCUAUGAAAAAAUCCGGAUAUAGGUCAUCCAGUCCUUUACCAGCCGUACGUAAUGAGAAUGAAUUUCUUGGUUCUUCUUUCUAUUUUUCUUUGUCCUGGAAAAAAGUGUCCAGUCUAAGAAAAAAACGAUAUAUGAAUUACAAUUCCAAGAAAAAUUGGUGCGAUCGUAUCUUUUGUACAACUUCAACGGAAAUGAAUCCGACAUAUUGUCAUUUCCGUAUUGUCAUUUAAGAAGUGUAUUUAAAACAAAUUUUACGCUGUCGAUUCUUUUAGAAUUUCACACGGGCGUCCGUCGUUUGUAAGCAAAUAAAACAAGAUGGUGCCUUUUGUUGACGACUCGUCGUUGCUGCCACAGCGACCCUAAAACAGGGUGAUGUCGAUCACCUGGGACAUGUUUUAACGUCUUUUUGAUCGUAUCCGUAAAUAUGAAUUACAGUGAAAAAGAUGAAUCACGAUAUAAGUUGAAGAAUGUCUUGCAUCCAAUUGUCCGUCAAUGAGCACGGCACGUUUUUCUAUGGAGAACGUGAAUGCUUCAGAUUGCUCAUCCACUUUGAUCACGUAACAAGUGAUUUUUAUACAAGAGUUACUUCGGUGGUUCUUAACACCCUUGAGAUUUUUUCAUAUUCCUCUGGUUAAUAUUGUUCAUGAUUUCUGUAUAUUUCUAAACCAAAAUUUCUACAUUAAUUUCAUGGUGAAUUUCAGGACGCAUAGAAAACCGAAUUGCAUUUUCUACCGAAUCGUUGUGCGUCUAAAUACUGGGAAAUCUUGAACAGUAUUUACUUCGAUAAUUAUUGUAAUUUCCAGCUUCCCCUCCGCCUAAAAUUACAACUUAAUUCUAUAAAAAAAAGAAGGGCAAGAGGAAAAGGGCUGGAAAAUUUUUUAAAUCGAGCCACUGAAGGAAAAAAAAGAAAUUUUCAAGAGACGAUUAAGAUUCGUCGUAAUUUUAUCGAUGCGUGUUAGACUGAAGAAAACGAGCAAUAGCUUUAGUCCAUAGUAGAGCGUGAUUAUACUAAGGGAUACACAUAGUUCUAUAAGGAAUAAGUAACUAUUAAUAAUAAAUCGACGCGGAUUUUUACAUUGUUUGUACAGCAUCCGACGACGCUUCAUCUCUUGAGUUUCCGUUCGACGAGAUUACGGUUUCUUCGAGUGCGAGAAGUCCUCUCGUAUUUGUACUAUUUUGUAACGAUUUACGGCUAAAUAAAACGGCUAUUCUCGUCAA